AUGUUGACUGUCCAUAAAAUGCAUUUUAGCAUCUUCCUCCUGUUGUGGGGAUGGGUUUUAUGCACUGAAUGCAGAGUCCACCGACAAGGAAAAGAAAUACAUGAGGUAUACAAAAAAGGCAGCCGGCCGCAGCGGCAGAGGCGGGAAGCCCACAGCGAGGCGCACAAGCAAGGCAGCCCAAUCCUAAAACGAAGCCCUGACAUCACCAAAUCUCCCCUGACAAAGUCAGAGCAGCUGCUGCGAAUAGAUGAUCAUGACUUCAGCAUGAGACCGGGUUUUGGAGGCCCUGCAAUUCCUGUUGGAGUGGAUGUCCAAGUUGAAAGUCUGGACAGCAUUUCUGAGGUGGACAUGGAUUUCACCAUGACGCUUUAUCUGAGGCACUACUGGAAAGAUGAGAGGCUGUCCUUCCCCAGCACCAACAACCAAAGCAUGACCUUUGAUGGCAGGCUGGUGAAGAAGAUCUGGGUCCCCGACAUGUUCUUCGUCCACUCCAAGCGUUCCUUCAUCCAUGAUACCACCACAGACAAUGUCAUGCUGCGGGUCCAGCCAGAUGGGAAGGUACUUUAUAGCCUCAGAGUUACAGUAACAGCAAUGUGCAACAUGGAUUUUAGUCGCUUUCCCCUGGACACACAGACAUGUUCCCUGGAGAUCGAAAGCUAUGCCUACACUGAAGAUGACCUCAUGCUCUACUGGAAGAAUGGGAAUGAUUCCCUAAAAACGGAUGAAAGGAUAUCACUGUCUCAGUUCCUGAUCCAGGAGUUUCACACCACCACGAAGCUCGCCUUUUACAGCAGCACAGGCUGGUACAAUCGCCUCUAUAUAAACUUUACUUUACGCCGACACAUCUUCUUCUUCUUGCUUCAAACCUACUUCCCGGCUACCCUCAUGGUCAUGUUGUCCUGGGUGUCUUUCUGGAUCGAUCGCCGAGCAGUUCCCGCAAGAGUCCCAUUAGGGAUAACCACCGUGCUGACCAUGUCCACGAUCAUCACUGGGGUGAACGCCUCCAUGCCUCGCGUGUCCUACAUCAAGGCAGUGGACAUUUACCUGUGGGUCAGUUUUGUAUUUGUCUUCCUCUCGGUACUGGAAUACGCAGCAGUGAAUUAUCUGACUACGGUACAAGAGCGGAAGGAGAGGAAACUGCGGGACAAGCUUCCCUGUGCGUGCAGCCUACCUCAGCCUCGGCCCAUGAUGGUGGACGGCACAUACAACGACGGGGACGUGAAUGAACUGGGGCACUACAUGUCCGAGAAUGGGGACAAACAGGACCGAAUGAUGGUGCAGCUGGCGCUGGGGUCAGAGAGGGCCUCUGGCAGGAGGAAAAACCAGAGAUACGUUAGCAUGCGGAUCGACACUCAUGCCAUCGACAAGUACUCCAGGAUAAUAUUCCCUGGCGCGUACAUUCUAUUUAAUUUGAUAUACUGGUCAAUUUUUUCAUAA
This is a messenger RNA of Apaloderma vittatum (bar-tailed trogon), 1437 nucleotides long. RefSeq names its product gamma-aminobutyric acid (GABA) A receptor, rho 1 (gene GABRR1). Gene Ontology annotation, molecular function: GABA-A receptor activity; neurotransmitter receptor activity; extracellular ligand-gated monoatomic ion channel activity. Gene Ontology annotation, cellular component: GABA-A receptor complex; neuron projection; synapse. The coding region runs from base 1 to 1437 and encodes 478 amino acids. The record is from RefSeq and is a predicted model, not a curated record. Lineage: Eukaryota; Metazoa; Chordata; Aves; Trogoniformes; Trogonidae. The transcript has 10 exons. Gene Ontology annotation, biological process: signal transduction; regulation of membrane potential; chemical synaptic transmission.